AUGGAGAUUAACAAUGAGGACCACGAGCUGCUAGCGGAGAUUAUGGGCCAUGGAGGUGAUGGUUCUGAGUUGUUUGGCAACGAUGCUGAUGUGUUUCUGCGAAAUGGCUCUGGGUCUGGUGAGACACAAGCAGGGAAUGCUGAUGGACUGGCGUUGUAUCCGCAGGCUACACCUGCACACCGCCAUGAGCAGAUGGCUAUGAUGAAUCAUGGGAACAGCGAGAUGCACUCCUUCCUGGACGAUAUGUUUACGAAUUCUAGUUUGGGCCAUGGACAGCCUGUUACUGAGUCAAAUCUGACCAAGAACAUGAUGGGUAACCACUACGAACAAAAUUUGGAAAGCGACAUUGCAUCAUCUUUGUACAAUAGCAGACACCCCAGUGUGAGUAUGGAGCACGGCACAGCGGGACACCCAGAAAUGCUGUUCCACCAAAACGACAACAGUAUAUCGAGUUUCUCGGAGUCGUUCUACGGGUCUUCUCUGGACUCUAGCAUUUCUGAAGUAUCCUCGAUUAACAGUUUUAUGUCUGGGAACUCGUUUCCUGCUCCUUUGCCACACCAGAUAGAUGAAAACUCUAUACUUGUGAACAAUAACAUGUCCCCCUCGGGGUUUCGUGACAGCAUAAGACCGGGGAGCUUUUUGUCGACUUCACUGCGGGCCCCAAGUUCUAUGUCCCGCCAGAUGCGCAACCCGUCAUAUAAUGACUCAGGCAUACCUAUGACUGUUGGCAGUGUGCCGAAGAAUGCAACUUCGCAUAUGACUCCUGAUGAGAAAUUGAAACGUAAGAGGGAGUUUCAUAACGCAGUAGAGCGCAGAAGAAGAGAACUAAUAAAACAAAAGAUAAAAGAACUCUCAAAGCUAGUACCACCUUCGUUGUUGAACUAUGACGCCGACGGUAAUCAAAUCAAGUCUAAUAGGGGAACAAUCCUGGAUAAGAGUGUAGAGUACCUAGAAUACUUACUAUACGUUAUAGAUAUUCAGAAGAGGAAACGGGAAGCAUUACAGGAGAAAAUUGCCCAAUUAUCGAGCUUAAGCAGUAGAACAACUGACGAUCUGGGUAUGGGACCACGCAAAAUGACUAAUUUACCCCAGAGGAUAUCUUCACAAGCUACACUUAAGGCAAACACAUUCAAUGAAGAGAAGAUAAUUGACACUAGAGGGAUCCCUGAUACAAGAGGGAUUUCAGCAUCACAGGCUCAUACAGAUAACCCAUUGGAGGAUUUCAACCAUAACCAUGUCGACUUUAAUGCCACCCACACAGAUUUCAAUAAUAAUAUUAACGAUGACUUACAGCAGUUCCUGUCAGGGGACUUAAUGGAAGCAGAAGACAACGCAAAGCUAAUGUUCAACCCGUAA
Molecule: messenger RNA, 1356 nt
Organism: Nakaseomyces glabratus
Lineage: Eukaryota; Fungi; Ascomycota; Saccharomycetes; Saccharomycetales; Saccharomycetaceae
Gene: RTG3
Product: Rtg3p
Biological process (GO): regulation of transcription by RNA polymerase II
Cellular component (GO): nucleus
Molecular function (GO): DNA-binding transcription factor activity, RNA polymerase II-specific; RNA polymerase II cis-regulatory region sequence-specific DNA binding; protein dimerization activity
Source: RefSeq, a predicted model, not a curated record